Mercurialis annua (annual mercury) is the source of this 1516-nucleotide messenger RNA. Its product is annotated as rust resistance kinase Lr10-like. The record is from RefSeq and is a predicted model, not a curated record. Gene Ontology annotation, molecular function: ATP binding; protein kinase activity. Lineage: Eukaryota; Viridiplantae; Streptophyta; Magnoliopsida; Malpighiales; Euphorbiaceae. Gene Ontology annotation, biological process: protein phosphorylation.
AUUGAGCGUAAUGGAGUUAAAGAAAAUAACCCUCAUUUUAAUGAGAUGUUGUGAUAUGAUUGACUUAGUCCACGGAUGACGUGGUGAACCGAGUCUACCUAAGAAUUUCUCGUCAAUUAACAUUUUAUCAUUCUUAACUGCCCUUUCACAAAUUCUACUAUAUACUUGGAUGUUAACUUUGUUUUUACUUUUUUGCUUGCUAAAGGUUACUUCAAACAUGUGUGCUAUCUCAGAUUUGGAAUUCGGUGCAUCUACUUAUUUGACACUUCCGCAGCAUACCAAAUGUUCUUUCGGAUAACCAGGUACUUCAACCAUGUGUGCUAUCUCACUUUUGGAUGAUUUCAGUGCAACUAUUUAUACCUCUAUGAAGCCACUUCCAAAGCAUGCGAAUGUUCUUACAGAUUACCAGGUCGCUUCCUCCUGUACUUGUGCUUCUUGUACUAGUUCAGUUUGCUGCAAAAGUGUUUUGUGGGAUUCUGUUGGUGAUUGCUUUAUUGAUAUACAAAUGGAAAAGAAGGCACUUAUCAAGAUAUAAUGCAAUUGAGGAAUUCUUACAGAGUUGCAAUAAUCUGAUGCCAGCAAGGUAUUCUUAUUCUCGGAUUAGAAAAAUAACUGAAGGCUUCAAGGAUAAAUUAGGAGAAGGAGGCUUUGUCUGUGUUUAUAAAGGCAAACUUCGCAGCAGUCAUUUUGCAGCAGUGAAAGUGUUGGGUAAGUCUAAAAGUAAUGGCCAAGAUUUCAUGAACGAAGUUGCUACAAUUGGAAGAAUUCAUCACGCAAAUGUGGUUCAACUGAUCGGCUUUUGUGUCGAAGGUUCAACACGUGCUCUUAUAUAUGAAUUUAUGUAUAGUGGAUGUCUCAAUAGUUUUAUAUCUGAUAAGGAAAUUUCUAUCUCGUUGAGAUGGGAAAAGCUACACAAAAUUUCUCGUGGGCGUGGCAUUGAGUAUUGACAGCAGGGCUGUGACGUGCAAAUCCUACCUAUUGAUAUCAAGCCCCACAAUAUUUUUCUUGACGAAAAUUUAAUUCCCAAGAUAUCUGAUUUCGGGCUGGCUACAUUAUACAAAUUAAACGAAAACAUGAAGUCUAUAACUGCAGCAAGGGGAACCAUAGGGUACAUGGCCCCGGAGUUAUUCUCCAUGAAUAUUGGGCGUGUUUCAUAUAAAGCUGACGUGUAUAGUUUCGGAAUGUUGCUGCUAGAAACGGUAGGAAAAGGAAAGAAAUUGAAUGCUUGAAUGGAGGAUUCUAAUGAAACUUACUCUCCAGUAUGGGUUUACGACGAGGCUUCUGGUGAGAAGGUAAUAGCAGUUGCAGAUGGUACAGAAGAUGAAAAUAAAUUAGCAAAGAAGAUGAUAGGGUGCAUACAGAUGAAACCGUUUGGAAAGCUUAUAUUUACCUCCUAGGCCUUUUUUGUAUACAGAAGAAGAAGAAGCCAAAAAUGUCAUCAGAUAUAACAUAAUCAAGUAGUUUGAUUCAAAAUACAUAUUAGAUGACAGAAUGAAAUAUUAUUCAUUUAUACUCA